Molecule: messenger RNA, 405 nt
Organism: Brassica napus (rape)
Lineage: Eukaryota; Viridiplantae; Streptophyta; Magnoliopsida; Brassicales; Brassicaceae
Exons: 1
Coding region: 1-405 (134 amino acids)
Source: RefSeq, a predicted model, not a curated record
AUGGGCUGUGAAGCUACUCAACUUCGACAUCUAACCAGCACAGAGAGACGAUCCAUGCAGAUACACGAGCUGGAAGAAAUUAGACACCUAGCCUAUGAAAGCUCAAAGAUCUACAAGGAGCGAACUAAAGCCUAUCAUGACAAGAGAAUCACCACCCGCAACUUUCAACCUAAGGAUCAAGUGCUCCUUUUCAACUCAAGGUUACGAUUGUUCCCUGGAAAGCUGCGAUCAAGAUGGUCCGGACCAUUCACCAUUAAAGACGUCCGCCCCCACGGAGCUGUUGUGUUGCUGAACACAAAAGGGGAAGAGUUUGUUGUCAAUGGUCAACGCAUAAAGCCAUACCUUGCUGAGACAAAAAUCGCAGAGGGUGAAGAAAUUCCCCUUAGCGAUCCUUCCUUAGCCUAA